Molecule: messenger RNA, 765 nt
Organism: Aphanomyces invadans
Lineage: Eukaryota; Oomycota; Saprolegniomycetes; Saprolegniales; Verrucalvaceae
Exons: 4
Coding region: 1-765 (254 amino acids)
Source: RefSeq, a predicted model, not a curated record
AUGCCUCGUGUGAUCGACGUCGCGCGCCUAUAUCCCGAGGACAUGCGCCGUCAGGAGGCGACGAUGGUGGUGGGAGACACACAGUCGAAGGUGCGACUGGACCCAGCUACUCCACGACAGAUCAAGUCGAUUGUGCGACGAAGCAAACAACAUGGAUCCGUUGUCGACAGCUUGAAAGCGCUGCUUUUCAAACCCAAACGCCGGAACUCGGUGCAGUUUACGGUGACGCAAACGUACGUCCUGCCACCGCGGCUGUCGGCGACCAGCAGCGACCUGUACUAUACAAAGUCCGAGCUGCGGGACAUUCAGUUGGCCGCGCGGACGGACGGCGACGACGCAAUGCGAGAGGAGAUCCCCGAAGGCACGGUCCGUGUGCAGAGUUUCUUGACGGUGCUGGUCGCGCAUCCUUCGUGGAAAGCGUCGGCUUCGUCCAGGACGUACUACGUUACCUUGAAAGACCACUCGUUGUACCUCCAUCGGUCGGCUGCGAUCGCCCAGAUCAACCAGCCCGAGUACCAACUCGACGUUGUAAAAGCCGUCGACCCCUGCGAGCCGGUCGGGCACACAUCGAUCAACCAAGAGCUGUCGCUGCAGGACAUUGCGUAUACCUUUGCGGUCGUGGACGCGCAAGAUCUGUACGCCGUGUUUGCAGCGGAUUCGACCAAGUCCAAAAGUGCGUGGCUCACGGGGCUCCAGCACAACCACCUGGCACUCCCUCGACGGCAACCGUCGCCCAUCCGUCUCUCAAAACAAAGAAGCAGUUGA